AUGCCGGCAGUUCAUGACCUCUGCGCACGAAUUCAGAACGGAUUCCGAGCACAAUUAAGAUCGAUAUCUGUACCCGAUAAAAAAAUGAACCUUGCCAUAUGCAACGCUCUUUACCGUGAAGGUUUUAUAUCCUCGGUCACUCGGGGCGAUCACCGGGGACCGGAUAAAGAGUUUGUGCCAAACACACCGGAGAAUAUAGCUAUGCGUCGGUUAUGGCUUGAAUUGAAAUACAGGCAGAAUGAGUCGGUCUUGAGGAGAAUGAGCUGUGUUAGUAAGGGAUCGAGACGCGUUUAUAUGAAUGUGGAGGAAUUGCAAAGGUUUUUAGCUGGACAGCGAGUGGAUUUUGUGGGUGGCUUGAAGAUUGGAGAGGUCGCUAUUAUUAGCACUACGCUUGGAGUCAUAAGUGUCCAUGAGGCAAUAGCCUGUAAUCAAGGCGGAGAGGUGUUGUGCAGAAUUUGGUGA
This is a messenger RNA of Paraglomus brasilianum, 462 nucleotides long. NCBI's taxonomy places the organism in Eukaryota, Fungi, Glomeromycota, Glomeromycetes, Paraglomerales, Paraglomeraceae. The record is from the annotation of a GenBank genome assembly.